AUGUGGAGGGAAAAUGAUAACCUAGAAAUAAAAGUUUUUGUUUUUGACUAAACGCUCAAUGAAUAACAGUGAAUAAGCUUAUCUAAAGAGUAAGAUUCUGAUCAUGUAAAAUUUUGUUCUUUCAAUAACAAGUUUUUAUCAUAAUCGAUAAGAUUGUAGGCCCACUUCGCAGUUGAUAUGGAGAAUAAGUUAUAGUUUCUUUAAUGCAGACAAACCUGCAACCUCCAAUCGACAGUCAAGCUCAAUUUUUACUGCAGUAAAGUCGUGUUUAUCAUUUGUAAGUAAUUGCGGAAAAAUGUGGGAUAAAUUUACAUUUGGAUUGAACACCGAAGGUGAAAGUGUAAACUUCGGAACAAAACUAUCCAAUGAUGAUAAUAUCUAUGCAUUCGAGACAAAAACGUUGGCUACAAUUCAUAGGAAUGCGGCAGAAAAUGUCGAGGUUGAUGGAUUAUCUCAGUCAUUCAAACCAAUAUCAGUUUCUCAUCAGAAAAGCAUAUGCAUUGCCAUUGAGAAUUCGUUGGUUAUAUUUGAUGCAACCUGCAGUCAAGUGCUGCUAAAUAUCAAUUUCAACGCUAAAAUAACUUCAUAUAAUAUGUGCAAUGAUGGCGCCUUCUUAUUCGUUGCAUUGAGCAAUCUGGAGAUCUAUUGCGUCCAAUGUGCGAUGGCAAAAUAUGAACGAAUUUUCUCAAAUGCUGAGACAAGUUUUGAAAUCAAGCAGCAAUCGAAACUUCCAAAUGAGAUAGUGUCCAUCUUUAUAGAGCAUAACGAAUCAAAAAAUGUCAUUAAUUUGUUUUUCAUCUUCACAUCUGGAAUGAUUGUGAGGUUAUCAGAGCUGGAUAUAAAUUUGCUGGAAGAAUCUUUCAACUGUGAUAAUUCUCAAGAAAAACUGGAAAAUAUCUUCGCAAAUACAACCCACUCCAAGCUAAUAUCAACUUUAUUAAACAGCAACAACGCCGUUCGAGCCGUGUGUGACUUUAAAAGGAACUUAUUUAUUUCGAAUGGUAAACUGUUGAUGAAGUGUUCUCUAGAUUGUAUAGACCAACCUGAUAAGGAGAGUUCAGACGUUGAUAUUGGCAUCUCCUCCAUUAAAUGCGCAAUGCCUGAUCAAAUACUGCUGAAAAAACUUGAAUGUGGUCAAAGAUUUCUUUUCGGCAUUACUUCCGAUGAAAAUUUGAUCGUAAUCUGUCCAGUUACUCUUAUAACUCUAUCUAUUCUGCCGUUCAAGACUUGUAUUGAUUUCACAGUAGUCAAAGGCAAAUCUGAAGAAGCCAUCUUGAUCUUCACCUCCAAUAAAAUAAUUAGUGUCUCCAGUUAUGAUUUCUCUGAAAAGUAUGUUAUCAACUUACCCAAUAGCUCUCUACCUGUUUAUAAUCAGAACGAGGAUGAUCCAGCUUUUGAAGAGAUCUUAUUCGUGGAACUGAGUGAUGAGAAGUCAUUGACAGUAAAAGUUUUGGAAGAGACACAACCUGAUGCUCGGUUGAAGAAACUGCUCCGGAAAGGUCGAUUUGAAGAAGCGAAAAAAUUCUGCACGUUUUUUGGCUUGGAUAUUCAAAUUGUUCAUCGCGCUGAAGCGGCGCGCGUGUUUGAAGAACUAAUGCCGUGGACACAAUCAAAACCUGUUACUGUCGAUGAAUUUAUUGUUCUUCUUGAACUGAUUGAGGAUAUUGAAUUUGUCGGCGAUUACUGUAUCAAUGCUAUCACCGCGGACUUGCGUGACAUUCUGAAGCUACUCAAUUACGGAAUGAGAAGAGUGAAACAGACGCUGAAUAGAAGUGAGCAAGACGAGGAGAAAGAAGCAGCACCUGACCGCCGAGCGCUUCUCAAGCUCUAUUCGAUGAUGGGCUCACUUGUGCAGCGUCUAAACACAUUUAUCAUCAUACAACAAUCGCCAUCGCCGUCGGCUUCAUUCGACCUCUGGAUUUCAUUCUCAAAAGCCAACUUACUGUCCGAAGUCCGCGAACAUCUCAGAAAGGGUGAGUUGAAUGCUGCAAAGAUCAUUUGGGGCAGACAUUGGAAUGAAAUCCGUGGCAAACUGAAAUACAAUGCUGUCAUCGAAAUGUUGAGUGAGUUGCCAGAUUCGAUAUCAGUGCAAGAAUCAGCUGAUUGGACCAGAAAAUUGGUUGGAAAUGUUCUGUUGAAGAACGAUCCAUCAAGUUUAGCAAGCAUCGUUGAUUGGACAGUGGAGAAGGCAUUGUCGUACGAUCUCAUUGAUAGAGACAGUUGGCUAGAAAAAGGCAUCAGUUUGGCUGAGCUGAUGCUCGACAUUGUGCUGAAAGUGGAGGAGUCAGACGCGGCUGUUGGGCUGGAGAACAUUCUCAUUGAGAAACUGAGUGCAUUUCUCACAACACUCCGCCAAAUAUCCUGUUUGAAACUUGUCUAUCAUAUUAAUAUCACAUACAAACAUUUCGUCGAGGUAAAUAUAACCAUAGAGAAAAAAUAGUUUUUAAGAAAAUAU
Messenger RNA from Nilaparvata lugens (brown planthopper), 2455 nucleotides. Its product is annotated as kinetochore-associated protein 1. Gene Ontology annotation, molecular function: small GTPase binding. Gene Ontology annotation, biological process: mitotic spindle assembly checkpoint signaling; mitotic sister chromatid segregation; protein localization to kinetochore involved in kinetochore assembly. The transcript is spliced from 13 exons. Bases 296 to 2440 code for a protein of 714 amino acids. The record is from RefSeq and is a predicted model, not a curated record. NCBI's taxonomy places the organism in Eukaryota, Metazoa, Arthropoda, Insecta, Hemiptera, Delphacidae. Gene Ontology annotation, cellular component: cytoplasm; RZZ complex; kinetochore microtubule.